AUGAAUGAAGAAAUUGACGAAUAUGAUAUCUAUCAUCAAGAUUUUACUACUGCGUCUGAAUGGGAGGUAUUCAUAGCACGAUUAGAAGAAGUUAUGCUGGACUGGAAAUUAACAAAAACGAAACUUCCUAAGCUCACUCAGGAAAACACAAAGAAAUGGUCUACAAGAACAGAAGAAAUAAGCCUGCUUGGUUUGGAUUUUAGACUUACCUAUCACGUUUUAGGCAACGUAAAGGACAAUGUAGAUGCAGAAAAUAAUACGGAACAAGAUUUAUUAAAAGAAUUACAAAAUGGUAUUUGGGACUCCACUACAAAAUUUAUGGACGACUCUGAUGGAAGCGAAUUUCCCGUAUCAAAUUGGUUUGGCCUUAAACGAUAUAUUAUGCUUUGUCCCCGGUCACCUCUCGUAGAUGGAGGUAUUAUUAAGUUAGUUAUGAGUUCAGUGAAUAUUGCCUUUGCAAAUAUUGAUUGUGGUGUACCAUUUUUUGUUAAAAUACGCGAACAUUUGCAACAUGCAUAUUUGGGUUUCUAUGAAGAUAGUGACUUUAAAACUAGCUUUGACACCAUACAUUUAGAACGAAUUUCCAAUCAGUGUUCCCACAUCAGUGGGCUUGUUGGUAUUUUUAAAUCAAAAAUAUCUUCACCAAUACCUCUUGAUGCAGUUGUUAUUUCUGUAAAAUUUUCCUACGAACUGAAGUACUCUGAAACCUUUGCUUGGAGGCAAAGGCUGUUAUCGAAUGAAUUUUUAUCAAUAGAUGGUUUCGAUGUGAAGAAAUUAAUUGAAAUUCCAUUUGGGUUUGAUACUAAUCCAAUAAAGAGUGCGCUACUCAAUGCUAUAUGGCCCCAGUUCAGAGAAAGUGCUAUAGUAGACUCUUCUACUUUUUCCGACAUUGAUCCUUUAAUGGCACCAACUUGGACUAUAACAAUAAAAUUCCACAACAAUAUUUGUGGUCAGUUAUCUGAUAUGAUUGACAAAGUUAUGCACUUAUUAGAUAACAGUCAGCUGCUCAUGGAUAUAUUAGGAUUAAGUAAAAGUUUAGGUAUAGUAAAUCCUUUGCAUAAAAUAACUGAAGCUCCUAUAACAAUUUCAAAAUUAGUAAAGGCUGCUAUGCGGCAAAAUACUACAGUGGGGGAAUUCAAGGGGCCUAUAGCAGAUGAUUUGUUGAUGACAUUGUUGUAUUACGUUUUCCCUGAUGCUGUUGCUUUGAGUACAUUUCCCUAUACAGAGGAUUUAGAUGUUGAGAAUAAAAAAGAGAGUAAUGAUACAAAGCUUUGUAACUAUGUUAAAGCAAGUCCAGUUGAUGGCUUAGUGUGGCGAUUAUCUGUGGCAUCAGCUAGCCUAAUAGUAGCUGGAGGACUCUCUUAUCUCGCACACUUUUGGUAUGAGUUCACUCAAGAAUUGCAAUAUAGAUGGGAACACAAAAUACUUAUUCCAGGGUAA
This is a messenger RNA of Leptosia nina, 1440 nucleotides long. Lineage: Eukaryota; Metazoa; Arthropoda; Insecta; Lepidoptera; Pieridae. The record is from the annotation of a GenBank genome assembly.